GUCUGCCAGACCCGAUCAGCGAAAACGAUUUCCAAGUUAGCCUACCAUAACGGGGUGGUGAUAGUGAAGUGUCCCGGCUGCGGGAACCACCACGUCAUCGCCGAUAACCUGGGCUGGUUCUCAGAUCUGGAAGGAAAGCGGAAUAUUGAAGAAAUCCUGGCAGCCAAGGGGGAGAAGGUGAGACGUGUGGCUGGUGAGGAAGCCUUGGAGCUGCUUCUGGAAAGCUCAGCAGACACCAGCUCUCCAGCUCAGCCCACGGAGGGUGAAGGUGGGGAAGCCCCCUCAGAGACUGGUGGCAAGGGGCAGACCUGA
Messenger RNA from Mesitornis unicolor (brown roatelo), 312 nucleotides. RefSeq names its product DNL-type zinc finger (gene DNLZ). The record is from RefSeq and is a predicted model, not a curated record. Lineage: Eukaryota; Metazoa; Chordata; Aves; Mesitornithiformes; Mesitornithidae. The transcript is spliced from 2 exons. The annotation marks the transcript as partial. Gene Ontology annotation, molecular function: protein-folding chaperone binding; zinc ion binding. Gene Ontology annotation, cellular component: mitochondrion. Gene Ontology annotation, biological process: protein stabilization; protein import into mitochondrial matrix; protein folding.